GGAAAGAGAGAAAAGAGAGUGACACGGAGGAGAAAAGGAGGAGGGUCUGGAAAUCUGUCUCACACCCACACACACACACAUACACACACACAUACACACACACACACACACACACACACACUUCCACAAGUUGAAACCCAGGAGAGUACAGGUGGGAGUGGAUUAGAAGGAAUCAUCUCGAUAUCCUGCCGAUGUUAAAUCGUCAGCCUCAUUCUGGAGAAGCUAUCUGCAUCAGUCUUCUUUGUUUCAUUGGACCUAAGAGCAAAUAAACGCAACGGUUUAUUAAACCUGACUGACUGAGAGAACACACAGGGUUUUAACAAAACCACCCAAGAAGUUUUCUGUCAGCAAUUUGACAGUAUAAAGGGCCUGUUAUGGAGGUACAGCAAGUUGCUGUUUAUCAUCAUGUAUAACAUGUUUAACUUUAUGUAUAAAUAAUAAUAAAUCCUUGUUGAAAUGUGAAUUAUUCGAACAGCGACGCCGGGAAAAUCGUCUGACCUUUUACGAUGAAUAGUGCUUUCAUGCUCUAAUGCAAUUACAGCAAGCUACAGUACGUCACCUUUCUUCCGAGACUUUGUCGUGUGUCUUUUGAGAACUGUGAUCUGCCCUGUGGAGAUUGUGAUAUACGAGCAGAGGAGUGUUUGGGGAAUGAGAGAAGGAAGAGAGAAAAAGAAAUGUCUAGAUCGCUGAGGAAAAACAAACCCCGAAAAGAAACGUGGAUGAUCUUUCAGCUUUUACCGGAUCUGCAGAGGAGCACAUCGCAAAUUGUGAAAUAUCUUUGGCUGUUUUCCAUUGGAACAGGUCCAGCGUGUGUCUAAAGGAAUCUACCAGGAUUUUGUUUUCGGAUUUAAGUAAUAUUUUGUGGCAUCGAAAGUAAAAGUGCAUCAUCGUCUUGUAACUGUGUAACUGACUAUUCCCAAAAAAGGACUGCCAGGCUGAAACGUAACUCUGAUUGUGCUGGGUUGUUUUUGCUUUGAAAACAGAGCAGUACUUAGAACCCUCCCUUUUGGCCAUCCUGACCACCCAUAAGGGACAAAACAUUAGUCAAGCACAGGCACGCAGAAAAAAAGUGGACCCUCUAGACCAACAACGUUUGUUGUUUUAAUCCCUUGAAGCAGCCACUCUUGAGCUGGAAAAAUGGAAAAAGGACAUGACCCUGUCAGGAGAGGGAUCAGAUGGACUGGACACGGUACCACGACCCACGGCACCGUAAUCUCAUGUGAGGAAAAUACAGACAUGACAGGAACUGAUUCAUGGGAAACGGAGAAGCACAACUGGGUCAAAGCAAAGCCUCUGAUGACCUCUAGCACUGGUCACCCAUCACGGAAGACAAAUCUUGAGCGGAGUGCCAGUUUGCCGGAGAAGGAGCUGAAAGAAGCAAGAACACGAAGUCAGAUUAUCGCUGCACAGCUGACCGUGCCAUCAAACCCCAACUCCCGAGGUGUCCAGCUCUUCAACCGCCGCAGAGAAAGAGUGAACGCCUUCACGAUCGUGAGUGUUGCUGGUGGAGGAGAAGAAAGCAAUCAAGAGUCCCAUAAUGAACCUGACUCACCUUCUCCGAGUGCAUUAACAUGUAACAGGGAGCGCUGGACUGACAGCCAGGUCAAAGACUUGAAACACAGAAGAAGUGAAAGGCAACUCCAGUGGCCAACACUGGUUACGCACAGCAAGGGACAUAAAAUGGAGGAUGUUGGGGAAGUGGCACAUGAAGUGGGACAUGAGAGGCAUUUUCUUCCUGUAAAUGAAAAGGAUGAAGAGGUUCCUGAGCAUGGAGAAGCAGGAAAGGAUAUCAUCUCUGGUGAUGACGAUACUCCUGCUGUUCCUAAUCCUAGCCAAGAAGGAGAGCAGGAUGUGCAGAUAAAUGGGACAUAUGAAAACCAAGCGGAGGCUCCUAAAGCCGUCCCAAAUGGAAGUCACAGCACUGAGACCAACAGUAAAGCAGACGACUCAGUACUGAAGCAGUCGUCCAUUACAAACAGGACAGCCCGGCCCUUUUUAUCCCCUGUUGCGAUGAACCCGAACGAAUCCAGCACUCUCUCUCCAGACAUCCCUCUUGCCCCAUCCUGCUCUGCUCCUCCUCUUCCAACUCAGUAUGAACCACCUGUAUAUUCUGGCCAAGAACCUCAAACAUUUGUUAAACCAACUUUUGCGGUAUCCUCCAGACAAGUGUUCUCCCCUCCACCUCCUGCUCCUUCAUACCCAACCCCUCCUCUUCCUGGAUACAUGAUCCUACCUCCAUCUAUCCCAUCUGAUCCUCCUCCACAAUCGGCCAUGUCUCCCCCUCCAUCACCUGCCUACUACACUUCGUUGGCCACUCCAAUCUCCACCUAUAUGCCUCAGCUACUGUCUGAUAGCAGGCCAACGACGCCCAACCGCACAGGCAUUCUAGAUGAAGGUCGGGGCAGACGAUCUAACCGCAAGUCAAUGUUUACAUUUCAGGAGAAACCAAAGUCAGCUCCGACUCCCGAGCUCUUGUCUCUGGUUCAAGGAACAGAUGAGAAGAAAAGAGGCAGAGGACAGGCAGAAACACAUCAGGAAGAGGAGCAGCUGGCUCUAGGGGCAGAGGCAUCCAAUUUCCUGGUCAAGAAUGAGAGUGGUGUGGAAGAGAAUUUUGUGCCAGUGUGGUCCUCGACACUGAAAAGCUCCAGAACACGAGACAGGGUAGAGCACAAGCCUGAGCAAGCCCUGACCAAAGCAUCCGGCAAAGGUGCAGAGCUGUUUGCCAAACGCCAGACCAGAAUGGAGAAAUAUAUUCAUGAAAAUGCAGAGGGACUAAGAUCACCUUCUCCCACCACGUCUCUGCCUCCCUCAUGGGUGUAUCCGUCAAACAUGCCCGGUCGUGUCAAGGCCAUGAUUAAUGCCUCUAACGUCUCCACAGAGUUUUCCAAGACUCUCCAAACCCAGCUUGCCACACAGAAAAAGAAUGUGCCAGCAAAGCCACCUCUACCAGCCCCAGUCCCGGAGAGCCCGACAUUAGAAAAUGGUUGCAGCAGAGUGGAAAUGGAGCUGUCCCGGCACCAGCCUUACCAGCUCAAUUCAUCCCUGUUCAUCCUCAACCCAAAUAAGGGCCCUUUAAGCAAUCUUCCCAAAGCAGCACCCCCACCUAAACCUGUAGUGAUGAGAUCCUCAUAUUCCAGACAGACAUCGCUUCCAUCUACUCCAGUCCCAACCCAGUAUGACUCACAUGCCUACAGGUUGGCUAACUGCUUCUCCCCUCCCAUGAUGCCUGUGGAAUCGGUGAGCAGGAGCAGGAGAGUGACCACCUCUGUGUCAGGUGUCGCUCCUGAGCGUGUGACUUCUCCUCAGUCGGUCAUCCAGGCACCCAAGCCCACCUUCUCAACCAAGAAAGCUGGGAUUACCCCACAGGGCAAAGAAGGUUCUCCAGCUGCACCACAGUUGAACAGCCCCAACAGCCCAACACCUUGGACACCUAACGUUUCCCGGCGUCUCUCUAGCACAGACAGGUCUCCAGGUGCAGUGUGGACACCCAGCAGCCAGCACAACUCUCUGGUAACCUCCCCACCGCCAAGAAUCAUCCAUAACCCAAUCAACUCUGUUUCUUCUUCACCACCACCACCAAGGUCAAUCCAUAAUUCCACAACAUGCUCCCAAAACUCAGGGUCCAUUCAUAAUCCAGUCACUUCCUCUCUAACACCACGUUCUAUCCAGAACCUCAUUAGCCCUCCCCCAACCCCAAGACCCUUCCAUAGCCCAAUUGCUUCAUCCCCAGAUCCACAGUCUCUCAGCUCCUCCCCAAUACCUAAACCCUUCAAAAGUUCUGUCUCCAUUAUUUCAUUGUCCAGGCCAACGAAUAACCGCACACCUACUACGCCUGUAUCUCCACCUUGGGAAACCAGGUCCCAAUCCUCCAGCCCUCUUCAAGAGACCAAGGCUAAUCACCGCAUCCUAGCCAAAAACAUCAUCAACGCAGCCAAGCGGAAAAACAGCCUAUCGCCCGGGGCUCUAAGUGGCCACGGUCUCCUUAUGUCUCCAGUAAGCAAUACCAUUUUGCCAUUUGAGACCAAACCUCAGAGUCCCUUUCAGUCUCGCUCACUAGGUGCCCAGUCACCCACAUUCACUAGCCCCCCUGCCACACCCACACAAAUGGUCCGGUCCCCUCUGCGCCUCUACACUACUCGGUCGCUCACUGAUUCAGAUGCCUCACUGGAAUCAGAGGACUCCGGAAUGCGUUCUCCUGGGGUCCGCAGCUACAACACCUGCCCACGUGGUUGGUCUGGAAGCUUGAGGCUCAAACGAGGUGGGAUGUCAGAAGACCUGUAGGUUGGAGACAUAAUGUAGAAUGGAAUUUGGACUUAAGCUUGGACCAGAACAGUGGCUAUCUGUUAUCCUUCUGACACUUACUUACCUAUAGCAUUUCAUUUACUACUUGAUUCAGAUAUAACAUCUGCCUAUGCUUUUUACCAUUUAUAAUGUUGGAGAAUGUUUUCAUGGAAACCAGAAGGACAAGAAGAGUACAAGGCCUAAAGGAUUACGGAUUACGUGCCUAGAUUGACGGAUUUCAUUUGAUACAUAAAAAUAUUACUGAUAUAACUGAAAAAUGUUUUUGAUUUGGGUUGGAACUGAGCACCUCAGGCCAGUCAGGUGGGUUGGUGACCACUGGACAAUAAAGAAUGGAUAAGAGAAUGAACAGCAAUCCAGGGACCACAUCAACUGGACAGAAUAAUUGACUACAACCUAGGGACCAUACAAAAUGGACCGCAAUCUAUGAAUAGUAGCGAAUGGAUUGGAUCAAAGACUAUAAUCUUGGGAUCUAAGAAAAUAGACUACAAUUUAGGUAUCAUAGAGAAUAGAUGGAGAAUACACUACAAGCAAAGGAUCAUAGAAAAUGGACAGGAGAAUCGACCACAUACAGAGAUAAUAGAAACCGGACAGAAUAACGGACUAAUUUUAGGGAUCGUGGAAAAUGGACAGUAGAACUAAUAACCACCGAAGGUUCACAAAGAAUGGACUGUAGAAAUGUUUAUGAUUGUGCAAUCCUAAAGAAUGUACCAUAAUCUUGAAUUACAUUCCAGGAAUACUAAAGGACAAUGGUAGAUUAUGUAAUGGAUUAAAAACAUGGAUUACAAUCAAGUAAUCUUGGAGAAUAGUUGAAAGAAUUGGCUACAAAAUGGAGCAAGAAUGUUUCCAGUUUCAUUCCUCCCAUUCCAAAGUGGCCUUUAUAUUCUGAAUGUACAGUAAUGCUGGGGACGUUUGGGAUUUGACCAACAAUUGUGUCGUAUGAUGUUAAUUUGCUUGGAUUUAUACAUCGAUAAUGAACUUUUAUUCUAUUUUAAUCAGUGGUAUUCAUUCUCGGUCUGGUUUCACUUUCUGCACACAGUUGUUGUUUUUUUGUUUUGUUUUUCCUAUUCUGUGCUCUUUCACACCUGAUUCCACUCACAAUGGACAUGACAAUGGGAAUGAGUGGAACCAGGUGGGUCGAACGAGGUUAAAAACACUAGCAUGUGCAAUAAAAAAUGAAGCCCAGACCUGGCACUGAAUACCUCUGCUUUUAUUGCUUUGCACCUGACUGUUCUUUUUUUUUCUGGACAAACACAUGCACAUUACAUCUACUUAGAUUUAUUUAACCAAAGACUUUUAACGGCUUCUGAUGACCAAAGAAAUGUCGCGUAUCUUAGAAGCAGCGUUAUUGUUUUAUCAGUUUGUUCAUUUCGUCGUUGUCUCGUUGUCUCAUUUUGUGUUCGGUGUUGAUUUGAGAUCGUCAGACUCAAAGGUAUGUAGUUUACUGGGAGUGUUUGUGGUUCGACACAAACGUAGAAGGAACGGAUCGGCACGAAACGGCUGAAAGUCAUUUCUGAAAGGUUAAAACUUCUGAGGGUUUUGUUAAUGAGAGCCGAUUAGGUUUGAUGGCGAUGUUUAUGUCUAUGAAUUAGAUUAAGUGCUAUAAAAGCAGUAUCCUGAUUGGUAGCUGACUUUUAAACAUAAUUACUGAACUGCACUUUUAGCAAACAGUAAUCAGAAUUAAAUUCAAAACAACUGGCGGAUGAAUACGUGGCGAUUUGGAAUCAAAUCUAAUUCAACUUACUUGGUUCUUAAACAGAAGGUUUAUAGACUUGUAAUGGAAAUAAGAAAGGCAAAAUGUAUGCAACUUAACGAAAGCAGAGACAGUAGGAAGCAUGUUAGAAUUUGAAAGAUGUGAGAUUACAGUAAAUGCUUUGACAAAGGUGAAAAAAUUUAAUGGACAGCAGCAUCUACAUGUUUGUAUUAGCUUUGUUUCAAUUAUAAAAUGUUUUUUUUCAGGUUUCAGAGGCAAAGGGAAGUAUUGGAAGAAAAAGAAAUGACCUCCUUAGCUUGUGUUUAGGGGUGGAGAAAUUAAGAAUUCAUUCGCUUACCCAUCAGACAUGAAGAAGCUUCAGUGUGCUGCCCAUUAGGCUAAAAGCUAGCUAUCAUAGAAUGGGGGCAUAGAAGCCUUUAUUAUCGGCACAUACACACGUGGACAAAAUUGUUGGUACCCUUCGAUCAAUGAAAGAACAACUCACAAUGGUCACAGAAAAAACUUUAAUCUGACAAAAGUCAUAAAUAAAUAUAUAAAAAUUCUAUGAAUGUUAACCAGUGAUAGUCAGACAUUGCUUUUCAACCACGCUUCAAUUGAAUUAUUUAAAAAAAUAAACUCAUGGAACAGGCCUAGACAAAAAUAAGGGUACCCCUAGAAAAGACUGAAAAGAAUGUGACCAAAGGGACAUGUUCAUUCAAGGUUUGUCCACUAAUUAGCAUCACAGGUGUCUAUAAUCUUGUAAUCAGUCAGUGGGCCUAUACAGUACAGUAUAUAGGGCUCCAGGUAGUCACUGUGUUUUCUGGUGACAUGGUGUGUACCACACUCAACAUGGACCAUACGUAGUAUCGUAUAGUUACAGUAGCUAGUGAAGUAAACUAAGACCGACUAAAGGAAGUGAACAGUUACAGUAUGUGAAAAUGUCGCUGAUUUUUGGGUUGAAUAUAUGAGCCGUGUUGCAAAGUCUGGCUGCGUGUUUAUUUUCUAUCUGUAUGAUUAACCGAGUUAUAUCGAGAAUCAUGUCCUAUAGCCUACUUAGCGCUAAGUAUUGCUUUGUAUAUAAAUCAGAAAUAGGGUUUAUUUUCUGUACCUGGGUCAAGUUUCCCGAAAAGCAUCGCAGCAAAAAAUACGGUUUAAUGAUCGAUCGAGCAUCACAUUAAACAUUCUAUCUUCUGACUAUGUGAUGCUUUUGGGAAACUGACCAGAAAUUUGCCUGUCCCAGGAAACCUGUGAUAAUAAUUUGUCUAAACCUGGUAUAAUUUCAUCCUAAGGAAUACUUGACCCAAAAAAAAAAAAAACAUGGCUAGUGAAUGUAGGUACAAAAUAUCACACUGCACCACAUCGUUUUUGUAAACGCUAACUGACUUUUGUUCAUCAAUAAGAAUGUUACUAUUUGAAGUACCUGUUAGGGCCAUUAGACAUUGUGAUGUUAUGAAGAAAUCACCAGUUUUAAGUUUUAAAACAUAUAUUCUUUUUUUUAAUAAGCAAGAUCAAUUUUUGCACUUUUUUCCUCUAAUCUGAAACAUGCACAGACCACAUCUACAGUACACAGUGUACUACACACAGAAGGAAUUGACGCCAUUACAGAGGCUAACUUUCCUCACAGCAAACUGCUAGAGGUGUGAAACAUUCGAACAGCAUCGAAUCCCAUCAGUGCGUCUCACCUCAACACACGCAGAAGUGAUUCUUCUCCGGAGCCGUGACACUCUAUACAGUAUAUCAGCACAUCAGCAGACCGCUGAGUCGUCACUUGCACAUACACUUUGCCCUGAGUGACAGGAACACCAGCUGCUGGGUGACUUGGCACCUCAGACCAGGAUACGGUCUCAGUUUUUCAUCCCCUGUAAAACCAACCCUCAGCCUUCACAUGCACUUCUUCUAGCAGUUAGUGUUUUAUUACAUUUUUUUCUAUUAUGGAUAUGGAUAUGCAACCAGCAUCUAUUUUUGCUCUUAUAAAUACUGUGUAAUUUAUAAAUAAAUAAAAUUAUUAAAAGGUCA
This is a messenger RNA of Tachysurus fulvidraco (yellow catfish), 8008 nucleotides long. RefSeq names its product synaptopodin. The transcript has 4 exons. Gene Ontology annotation, cellular component: actin cytoskeleton; nucleus; Z disc. The record is from RefSeq and is a predicted model, not a curated record. Bases 1138 to 4281 code for a protein of 1047 amino acids. NCBI's taxonomy places the organism in Eukaryota, Metazoa, Chordata, Actinopteri, Siluriformes, Bagridae. Gene Ontology annotation, biological process: positive regulation of actin filament bundle assembly. Gene Ontology annotation, molecular function: actin binding.